AUGUCGCUUUUCUACAAUAAUCCAUUCAUCAAUGAAACUCAGAGAGAACAAGCAGUCAAGGAGGCUGCUGCGGCAAUCCGGACCCGGCAGAGCCUUCCUGAGUCUGAACAGCAGUCUCAGCAUGCCAUUGCUGACAGAUAUGGCGUCCCACUCAGUACUGUCCAAAAUAGACUCAGUGGGGUGGUCUCAAAAGCUCAAUCAAAUGCAGCAAAAGCGCAUUUCAGCACUGCUGAAUCCAAUUUGGUGGUGGAGCUAAUCUUGUAUAUGGCUGAAAGGGGCUUUCCACUCACUAAGGACCGUCUUGAAGAGCUUGCAAACAUUAUACUCCUUGCAAAGCAUUGUGGAAUGGGUUCGCUUUCAGAAAUCAUUGAUACAGAUGCGCUUUUCACAGUGAAUUCCGAGUUGGCAGCCACUGCCCCUGUGGUUGGCAAAAACUGGGCCAAGAGAUGGCUUUUGGACUAUUCUGACAAGAUAAAAGAAUACAAGGCAAGACACCUUGACUCUGUUCGAGCCAAUGCGCUCAAUCCAGCAUCAGGAAAAAGGUCGAAGGCCCUUAGCAGCCUUUAG
Acaulospora colombiana is the source of this 567-nucleotide messenger RNA. The record is from the annotation of a GenBank genome assembly. Lineage: Eukaryota; Fungi; Glomeromycota; Glomeromycetes; Diversisporales; Acaulosporaceae.